UGCGUCAGACGGACCAAUACGAUUAACAAAAGGGAAAACAACCACAGUUAGUAGAGUAAAUAUAUAUAUUUAUUUUUUACACCUCAUUUGACAAAUCAUAAUCCGAAACAUGUAAAGGACACGGAUAUCGAAAGUCCCUCCCUCUCUCGCCGCUAAACCGAUGUUACUGGAUGAUCCGCCCUCUCUCUUGCCAAUAGAGCUCUCGUUCCAGGAGUUUGAGACGAGAACGGCGUGGAACCAUGCUUGGAACGAGGUUUGGUGCGUUCGACGAUAGCUCCGACGCAUCGAGGUGCGGCAGAACCAACCAAUAGCGGUUGGGGACGUAUCUGCCAUCAACCACUGAGAAGCCUCCGUAGGACUGAUCACCCCGCCUUUUAAAUCCCAACCUUCCUCUUUCAACUGCAUCUUGUACUGGCUCUUCCGACCACUAUAUAUACAUAUAUAUAUAACAAGUAUUUUGUAUAUUCAGUAAUGGAACAGAACGUAUUCUGCGUGGAUGCAAGACUCAUGACCCGUGUCUGUGUUGUGUAGCUUGAGGUUCUCAAUUUAAUUAUGGAGUUCUAAAAAAAACAUUGGAUUUUGGGGGGGAAGGGCCCUUUCCCCUCAAGUUGGACGAUUGGACUGCUGUGUAGUCCUGUUAUGUAAAUAUCAGAGGGUAAAAGCUCUUUGAUAGUGAAGGGAAGCUUGGUGUUGUGCCUGGAGCCGCCGGGAUGAGUCCGCUAAUACCUGAAUGCACAGCGAAGUGCCGCUCAACGCAACACGCAGACGAAGUGGUGGCGGUGCUGACCUGCUGCUCAGAGAAGCGUCUUCAGGCGUUUCUGAGCGCACACUGCUACAACUCAGCCACCCUGAAGGACGCCUUCGGACGCACCGCCCUGCAUCUAGCGGCGUCAACGGGCAAGAAGGCCCUGCUGGAGUGGCUGGUGGAGAGUAAGAACGCGGACCUGCUGGCUAAGGACAAGGAGUCUGGAUGGACACCUUUGCACCGCAGUGUCUUCUAUGGACAGAUCCACUGCCUAAUGGCUCUAGUCAAGCAUGGAGGUCUGCUGUCCUCACAGGACCGGGAGGGUCUCUCCGUCUUGGACUUAACUGUGAAGGACAGACCAGAACACGUGGUCUUCAAAAACACAGACCCAAUGGAGGUAUACACAUGGGGCAACAACACUAACUUCAGUCUAGGCCAGGGCAACCAGGAAAGCAGGCAGCACCCGGAACUUGUUGACUUCUUUGCCAGGAGUGGAGUUUACGUCAAGCAGGUGGUGCUGUCCAAGUUCCACUCUGUGUUCCUGUCCCAGAAAGGCCAGGUGUUCACCUGUGGACACGGUCAAGGUGGUCGCCUCGGGCACGGGGACGAACAGACAUACCUGGUUCCCCGCAUGGUGGAGGGCUUGACGUCCCACCACUGCACCCAGGUGGCCGCGGCCAAAGACCACACGGUGGUGCUCACCGAGGGGGGCUACGUCUACACAUUUGGCCUCAACACCUUCCACCAGCUGGGCCUCUCUCCUCCGCCUGCCUCCGCUUACGUCCCGAAGCAGGUGUUCUCAAAGAACCUGAAAGGCAGGACUGUGAUUGGUGUGGCUGCCGGAAGGUUCCACACAGUACUGUGGACCAGGGAGGCUGUCUACACGAUGGGCCUCAAUGGAGGACACUUGGGUUACCUGCUGGACCCCAACGGGGAGAAGUGUGUGACGGCCCCGAGGCAGGUGUCUGCCCUGCACCACAAGGAUGUCUCCAUCGCCAUGGUAGCGGCAAGUAACGGCGCCACCGUCGUUGCCACAGAGAAGGGCGACCUCUACCUGCUGGCCGACUACCAGUGCAAGAAGCUAGCGUCCAGGCAACUGAACAUCAAGAAGGUCCUGGUGAGUGGAGGCAGCCUGGAUCACCGCGUGGCCCCACAGACGCUGAACGAGGGAGUGGGAGAGAAGAUUGCCAUUUUGGCCCUGGAUGAAGCUGGAAGGGUGUUCUGCUGGCGUUCCUUCAGCGGCUCAGUGCGACAGUGCAGGUGGGCGUACGGACGGCAGGUCUUUGUGUCCGACAUCGCCCUCAGCAAGAACAACAUGAUGUUUGUCACCCAGGAGGGAGAGGGCUUUAGCGGCGUCUGGGCUGGAGAAUACAAGAAGUUUGAUGGGAAGAAGGAUGGCAGUGUGGAGGUGUGCGGCGGCCAUUCCAGCGCCGCCACGGUGUACGAACGCAUUCGCCUGGAGAAGCUCCCGUAUGUCCACCGAGCAGUCGGCAUCACGUCGGACUCUAAAGGAAGCAACUUUGGAGUGCUACAGUCGGACCCAAAAACAAGCCUGUUUGAGAUCCCCAUCGUCUCCCCGUCCUCCUUCUCCCAACACUUCGGCUGCCUGUUGCAGGAGGCCGACGAGACGGACAGCAUCCACGACGUGACGCUGCAGGCCGGCGACCGCACCUUCCCCGCCCACAAGUACAUCCUGUCCAUGAGGUCCGAGUUCUUCCGGAAGCUGUUCAUGUGCGAAGGCGGCGGCGGCGGCAUGGAGGAGGCGGAGGCAGACGGCGAGGUGCAGGUGAGCGAGGACGCGGUGGGCUGCGACCUGGUCCUCCUGGAGAAGAUACCCGCAGACAUGCUGGAGCACGCCCUCAGCUUCAUCUACACCGACUCCUGUGAGCUGCUGCUGCACGGUACCAGGCCCACGGGCUCGGUGGCCACGCCGGACCACAGCCACUACCAGGACCAGGACACGGAGCAGGAGAGGCUGAUCAGCAGUCUGCAGGAGAUGGAUUUGAGGGGUCGCUCGGCCCUGGACGUCUACCGUUCCCUGGUCCCCGGCAGCCAAAGAGACGCCGACAAGACCAAGAAGAAGGCCCCCAAGCCUGGCAAGAAGGCCAAGGGGGCCAGAGGCGACGACAAGGCCGGAGCCAACGGGGGAGGCUCCAACCCUGUGAAGGCCUUACAGGGCAUCGCCAAAAAGCUUGGCCUGGCCAGUCUGUCUGCAAGACUGGACGGAGUCAAGUAUGAAAACGGGAGGAUCAACGUUGUUCACAAAAAGACGGGCAACAAACUCAAGUUCAACCAGAAAAAGUGCGCAUACCUAUGUGACGUCACUCUGAAGUCUGAAGAAGGAAAAGAGUUUCGCUGUCACAAGAGUGUGCUGUGUGCCCGACUAGAAUACUUCCAAAGUAUGCUUGGAAAUCCAUGGGUUGAGGCAACAUCGUGUACUGCACUAGAAAUGCCAACAAGCUCAGAAAUUCUGCAGGUCAUUCUGGAGUAUGUUUACACUGACGAAUCCCCCACCAUCAAAGAGUGUCUGAAUGUAGAGUUUGUGUGCAGCGUCCUGGUGGUGGCUGACCAGCUGCUCAUCACACGUCUCAAGGAGAUGAGUGAGACUGCCAUCACAGAGAACUUGACCCUGAAGAAUGCUGCAGAGCUGCUGGAGUUUGCAGCCAUGUACAAUGCUGAGCAGCUGAAGCUGUCCUGCCUCCAGUUCAUUGUCCUCAACAUGGCCGCACUCCUAGAAGCCAAAGCGCUUGAUGUUCUCAGUGAUGAAGUGUUGCUGGAGCUGUCUGCAUCCUACAGGCGGAUGAUCCCAGCCAUGCAGAAGAGAGUCAUUACGCCCUACCCAGAUGCCCCAGACCUCCGCCCAUACGAGGAGGAGGACUCGGAGUCUGUUGUGUUCAGUCCCAAAACACAAAGCGAAUUGGAACCCUCCUGCAGAGAAACUCUGUUGAAGAAGGCCAAGGUGAAGGCUAAGAAGAAACCACGACGACGAUCGGAAAGUUCCGGAGGUUACACCAUCUCCGAUAGGAUCCAGUGUCCUCCCGUGGCAGUGGUCGCCCCGUGCCUGGUGACGUCCUGCGUCGCCACCUCCAGUGACUCACUGCAGGAGCUAAUGACCUCUGACUCAGACGGCAGCUUUACCGGGGCCGCCAGCCCCCGAGAUCUGCAGUCACCCGUCUUCCACGACAAGGCCGAGGUGGAGAAGGCCGUCUGUCAGAAGGCGCUGACCGUGCCCUGCUCCCCGACCUCGCUGGACAACGGACUUCACUGCUCUCCCGGUAGCGCAGCACCAGAACCCAUCCCCAAGACCCGGGCCAGGCCUGCAGGGCCAUUACCGAUCUUGGACCUCAGAACCAUCAUGCACCUGGAGGCUGGCUCUUUUCCCGCACCUGGAGCCACGCCCAGAAGCCCUGGAAGUGUGGGCGGUAGCAGUAAGCUGUCCCCUGUCCCAGCCAAGCUGUCCCAGAAGCAGAGAAAGAUGAUCGCCCAGGCUGCCAAGGAACCCCCCAGGGAACCGGGCGUGUCCAGAGCCGUCGCUGUGGUGACCCCCUCUAAGGGCGGAGCCAUGGCCUGGGCAACACCAGUGAAGUCGCCCCCUGCCUCCCGGUCUUUCCGGGACCUCCUGGCAGAGGAGGAGAGCAUUGUGGGUAGUGGAGCGGGGCAGAUGAGGGGGGGCAGCGGCGGCCAAGCAACACAAGGGAGCCCGGUUACCAUGACGACCCAGAGAAGGGUCACUUUCAAAUGUGCUGAACCAAGUGAGCUUGAAAAAACGUCUGGGCCAUGGGUGCUGGGAGCGGUGGGCAGCCCCCCCCGGGCCUCCACCGUCCCCUUCACCGCCAUCCUGGAGGAGGAGAAGCAGCAGGAGGCCGCUCUGAUCCGCAGCCGGGAGAAGCCCCUGGCGCUCAUCCAGAUCGAGGAGUGUGCCAUCCAGCAGCUGCUGAUCCACUACAAAGCGCGGGACAACCCAGACGAGCUGAUCGUGGUGGAGCGGUCGUCGAUGGGUCCGAUCGCCACGCCCACCUGGAACAAACAACACUGACGACGAUCACCCUGCAGUCAGGUGAAACGCAGGGCCCCCCCUGUCCCACCCCUCCCCAGCCCACCUCACGCUAGAUUGCACACGGGCUCCAUGGCGACGCUGCAACUGCAAGCCCUGUAGACCCGAGCUGAGACAUCAGCUGUUGUGUGUGUGUGUGUGUGUGUGUGUGUGUGUGUGGUCCAAGUAAUAGAAUGCAGACGCUAACUUUUUCCCCAAUUGUUAAAGGAAUGUGAUGCAAGAGAAGAAUAUAAUGCAUAAUACUUGUAGCAAAAGGGGUUUUUGAGGACAUGGUGGGGGUCAAGUUUACCACUGUUAGUGUUUAGCGAUGUUGGUCUGCCAAAGAUUGUCAGUGCUGGAGUCUAUUAGGUCUAUUGAGAAGCACAUCAGCCAGAUGUGUGCAGGUAGUCGAGGAGUGCCAUGUGUAUAUACAGAUGUGUCAAGAGUGAGACUGUGCCACCUGCAAACUAUUGAGCAAAGUCUGUUUUUUCCCCUCCCCAUACAACUUGUAAUCUUAGCUCUAUUUAUUUUACAGUCAACAGUAGUAAUAUGUCAUGCUGGACCAAAAGCCCAUAGUUUGCUUGAAUCUUGAUGAAUUGGUCUCUUGUGUUAUAAGUCCAGCAGAUGCUCACGGUAGACUUACUAUAUUAAUAAGAGCAAGUUAUGUGCCUUUACCGCAUGUACACAGACGUGUGUGUGUGUGUGUGUGUGUGUGUGUGUGUGUGUGUGUGUGUGUGUGUGUGUGUGUGUGUGUGUGUGUGUGUGUGUGUGUGUGUGUGUGUGUGUGUGUGUGUGUGUGUGUGUGUACAGCAUUUAACAAACCCGACAUAACCACAUGAUUUCAUCGGUUGCUCCUAUUCGUUUAUUCUCGUGGAGCUAAUUGAUUCUACAGCCGGAUAAGUACAUUCUACAUGGUUACAUGCCCUCCAUUCCAUGAUGACUUUACUGCAGGACUCUAGUUGACUUUGUGAGCAGAAGACUGGUAGCUGUGCAAAGCAAACACCAUUCAAUAAAAAGAGCCCCUUUGUAGGGAAAAGCUGUCCCUUGUCUCUGUUUUAAUUCGAUUACCGAUGUGCUUUAGAGCAGCAGACUGGAUAAAAUGGACCAGAUUUAACAUUGAACUUUUUUCCCUUUUUCUGGCAGCUCCUUAAUUGCAGCGAGUUUCCCGAGACUCGAUAUGUCGCUGAAUAAAAAGCGAAUAAUAUAUAAAAAAUGUUUCAUCACAUCUAAUAAAGAUAACAUUUAAUUUUGCAUUCAUCUACUGAUUCUUCAUCUCCUCUGCAUGAGCAAAUGAUGAAGUCAUUAUGAAGUCCUAGCCUCUGAUUAGAGAUAAUAACCUUGCUCUGGGAAGUGAGUGUGACAACUUAGGGCCUCUAUGGCCGUAAUUAGAAGAGCACCAAAUUAGAAGUCAGAGAUGGUUUGUGUGUGAAUAAUAAUUUUGACUCAUUAGAAUACUUGCACUAAAUGACACCAUAAUCAAAGACUAAAGGUGCCUAGAGUUGACAUCUAGUAUUUCAUAAUGGAAAUGGCGCAAAGGCAGCCAAGUAAUAAUGUAUAGCUUAAAAUGUAUUCAUUCAUAGUGCAUAAAAAUGUAAGACUUGUGGGUGAGAGAUGGCAGGACUCCAGAUUUAAUAUCAAUCCUGUUUCCAAGACAAUUGUGAAAAAAAACGUAUUGAUCAGUCAAAGCAAAUUAAUGCAUCAGGGCGUUAUCAACUUCAUGAUUUAGGAGCGAAGAGUGUGGAAGCCCCAGUCAACCCAGCUAACUAACUAAACCAGUCUACUAGUAAAAACGCCAACUUAACCAGUGUUCUAUCCCUAACUAAACCAGUCUACUAGUAUUUACUCCAACUAAACCAGUCCACUAGUAAUAACCCUAAUUCAAACCCUAACUCGACUAGUCUACUGACUUCAACUAAACCUGUCUACUGACCCUAACUUAACCAAAUUAAAUGUUCAACUAACCCUAAUUAAACAAGUCUAUCAUCCCUAAUUAAACCACCAUAAUAUAAUGUCUAUCAUUUCUACUAACCCAAAUGAAACCAUUAUAGUUACCCAAACCGAAUCCUUUGCUUCUUCAACUAAAACCCUUUUCCAGAGAGGUGGUUUGCUAUUGGCCGUGCACGUUCAGCUACCGUUGCCCUCAACUCAGGGAAUUUAAACAUGGAGGGAGCUCUUCAAUUUCCAGACCGCAUCUUGGAUACGCCACGCAAUGAGAUAUGUUCAACCCAUUACUCUACGUGCCCUUAUUUUGGGGGGCAUAGUGUAGCCUGAAGUCAUAAGAGAGAUUGGUGUGAAAGAAAAUAAAUGCAUAUUUUAUUUUACAAACUGUUGGUGUAGAGUGGAAUAGAGACUUCUUAUUGGAUUCCUGUCCAGACAGAUGGUAAAAUCAUGGAGGCGGUUGUACAAACAGUGAAUAUACUCACCCUAUAUCUGUUUAUGGAGUAGGUGGGAAGGGACCAAGCGGCUAAUGUAGAACUCUGAACUGCCUCCCACAAGUCCAACUGCCUUGUCAAUACAUCUUGAUUCUUCGUGGUGCUGAGGAUGCUCUUUUGAUUGAUUGGGGGGCAAAUGCUGGGAUAUCCAUUAUCAGGAUAAACUACUGUAAUCGUUAACUGUUUACAGUAUGAUACCCUUGCAGCUGUUAAAAGACGUAUUCUAUUUCUCUGAUUUAUAAAAGCUACAACUUUUUGGGAUUUUUUAUUUGAUUUAGUGUUUUGACCUUUAUCAGCUGAUCUUUAAUAAUUAUGUUCCCUGUGAGGUUUGGUUUACUGGCAGAUUAGCUUGACUAACACUACAUCUAAAGUUGUGUUGACUUGAGUCUUACUCUGUAAUUAAAGGGCAUAUGAACAGGAUGUAUCUCAUCAGCCAUCAUGCAAAUCUACGGGAUAUGGUCUCUUCCUAUUGGCUCGCUAAACAGAUUGGAUUGAUGAAUCCUUCUUUUCCUGGAAAAUAAUAAUUUGUUCAGGCUUCCCAUGUAGUUGUGGCUUUCCUGUUUUUAGCGGAUACCUUUGAAACACGUCUUCCGUCAUUUCCUUAUUCUCU
Gadus chalcogrammus (walleye pollock) is the source of this 7820-nucleotide messenger RNA. RefSeq names its product inhibitor of Bruton agammaglobulinemia tyrosine kinase (gene ibtk). Gene Ontology annotation, biological process: negative regulation of protein phosphorylation. The record is from RefSeq and is a predicted model, not a curated record. Gene Ontology annotation, molecular function: protein tyrosine kinase inhibitor activity; protein kinase binding. Lineage: Eukaryota; Metazoa; Chordata; Actinopteri; Gadiformes; Gadidae. Bases 711 to 4781 code for a protein of 1356 amino acids. Gene Ontology annotation, cellular component: nucleoplasm; cytoplasm. The transcript has 30 exons.